This is a messenger RNA of Hevea brasiliensis (rubber tree), 1307 nucleotides long. RefSeq names its product peroxidase 31. Lineage: Eukaryota; Viridiplantae; Streptophyta; Magnoliopsida; Malpighiales; Euphorbiaceae. The record is from RefSeq and is a predicted model, not a curated record. Gene Ontology annotation, biological process: hydrogen peroxide catabolic process; response to oxidative stress. Gene Ontology annotation, molecular function: peroxidase activity; heme binding. Bases 134 to 1099 code for a protein of 321 amino acids. The transcript has a single exon.
UCUCAUUGUCCAAACUCCAAACUGAAACCCUCCCCUCCCAUCUAAUCCCACUCACACCCUCACCACUUUCCACCUCCAUCCCUAGCUAAAAAGCUCUCCUCUCUCUGUCUCUCUCCAUCGAGGAAUAAGCACCAUGGCAAAGCCGCCGUCAUUAUUCCUCAUUCUCAUAAUCAUUCCCCUCUCUUCUCUCACAUUCCUCUCCGAAUCCAGACUCUUCUACGACUACUACGAUAAAUCCUGUCCAAGAUUCACUCAAAUCAUCCAAGAAACCAUUACCAACAAGCAAAUCACCAGCCCCACCACAGCCGCCGGCACUCUCCGCCUCUUCUUUCAUGAUUGUCUCCUCAACGGCUGCGACGCUUCCAUCCUUAUCUCUUCUACUCCCUUCAACUCUGCCGAGCGUGAUGCCGACAUCAACCUCUCCCUCCCCGGCGACGCCUUCGACCUCGUCACUCGUGCUAAGACUGCCCUCGAGCUUUCGUGCCCCAACACCGUCUCCUGCGCUGAUAUCCUUGCUGUCGCCACUCGUGAUCUCGUCACCAUGGUUGGUGGUCCUUACUACAAUGUGCUCCUCGGCCGCAAAGAUUAUCGCAUCUCUAAGUCUUCCUAUGUAGAAGGGAAUCUGCCAAGACCUACCAUGCCCAUGUCGAACAUUAUUAACAUCUUUGCUUCUAAAGGUUUCAAUAUCCAAGAAAUGGUGGCGUUGAGUGGCGCACACACUAUAGGCUUCUCUCACUGCAAGGAGUUCACCAAUUACAUAUACAAUGAUACCCAUUACAAUCCAAGAUUUGCUCAGGGGCUGCAGAAGGCCUGUGCAGACUAUCCCAAGAAUCCAACUUUGUCAGUCUUCAAUGAUAUAAUGACCCCAAACAAGUUUGACAACUUGUAUUUCCAGAAUUUGCCUAAAGGGUUGGGGCUAUUAGAGUCAGAUCAUGGGUUGUAUAACGAUCCAAGGGCCAGGCCCUAUGUAGAGAUGUACGCCAAGGAUCAGAACAAGUUCUUUCAAGAUUUUGCAAGAGCAAUGCAGAAGCUUAGUGUUUAUGGCGUCAAGACGGGAAGGAGAGGUGAGAUUAGGCGCAGGUGUGAUGCUAUUAAUUGAAAUUUUGAAAUUUCUUUUUUUUUUUUUUUUAUUGUUUGUGAUCGAGAAAAGAUAAGAUAUAAUGGGCGAUUGUGAUGGGAGAUACUGGGGUGUUUUCUGUAUUAAUUCUUUGGGUUGUGAUUUGUGAGGAUCAGAAGAUGACAUGAAUGUAUACAAUCUUUGUGUGGACCAAUCAUGAUAUGAAGCUUAAAUUAUAUAUAUUUGUUUA